Linum tenue is the source of this 1540-nucleotide messenger RNA. The record is from the annotation of a GenBank genome assembly. NCBI's taxonomy places the organism in Eukaryota, Viridiplantae, Streptophyta, Magnoliopsida, Malpighiales, Linaceae.
AAAAAGCCUCUACACAGCUUCUCCAACCAUCUCUGCAACCACCUUCUUCUUCUUCAUCAUCUUCUUGUUUUAUAGCUCAUGCAUGAAGCCAGAAACUAAAACAACAUAGCAAGCAGUCUAAACUUUUGCUUUGCAACAAAAAUGGCGAAUUGGAAAUACCCAAGAAAACCCACCAAGGAAACGACACACAAGAAGAGGCAGCAGCAGAGCCAACAACAACAACAACAACAGGUCCAGAAAUCAGACAAGCCUCCGCCACCGCCGCCUUCAUGGACAGUCAUGAAAGGCAUCUUCAGCUGCAGAGAUCUCCAAACCCAACAGCAGCAACAGCAGCAGAAGAAGAAAGAUCAGAAACAAGAAGAAAACAAGCAGAAGAAGGCGCAGAAGCAUAAAAAGCACCAGGAGGACAACAACAACAGCAGCAGCAGCAAGAAAUGCAAGAAAAUGAGGUGCUCUGUUUCACUAUGCAAAAACAACACCACCACCAAAAUAGUUUCAGCUCUUCCCCCUAAUUUGACCGAUCUCGCAAACAACGGCGGCGGCGGCAGCAGAAGCGAGAGAGGCAGGGGAGGAAGUAGUAGUGGUGUUGUUGUUUCAAGCUCGUCAAUGGUGACAACAACGAACUCAUUCAGGGGAAUGCCAUUCAGCCGAUUCUCUGGCUGCUACGAGUGCAGAAUGGUGGUCGACCCUGUUCUUGGCGGCUUCACCAAAAUCCCCAAUUCGUUGAGAAGCCCCACCAUUCGGUCUUGCCCUGAUUGCCCCCGCAUCUUCAUGAACCCACAAAGCUUGGAGCUUCACCAGGCCGUUACCCACGCUGUAUCCGAAUUGGGAGCAGAGGACACGAGCAAGAACAUAGUGGAGAUCAUCUUCCAAUCGAGCUGGCUAAGAAAGGACGGCGGAGGCGGCGGCGGCGUUGCCCCAAUGUGCAAAAUAGACAGAAUCUUGAAAGUCCACAACACGCAGAGCAGAGUGUCGAAGUUCGAAGAGUACAGAGAUUCAAUCAAGGCGAAAGCCACAAAUUUCCCCAAGAAGCAUCCGCGCUGCAUCGCCGACGGGAACGAGCUGUUGAGGUUCUAUUCGGCGAAUUUCCGGUGCGCACUCGGGCUGAAUGGCUCGUCGAACCUCUGCUGCUCGGCGGAAAGUGUCGACGGCGGCGGCGGGUGCUGCAACGCGUGCAGCAUUAUUAGGGAUGGGUUUGCCGGCGGAGGGGAGAAGGGGAUUUUGACGACGGCGACGAGCGGGAGGGCGCACGAGGAGAAGGUGGAGGCGGCGGCGGCGGCGUCGGAGGGGAAGAGGGCGAUGCUGGUUUGCAGGGUUAUAGCUGGGAGGGUGAUGAAGAAGAAGAUUGGAGUUGGAGUUGGAGUUGGGUUGAUGGAUGAGUUGUUGUAUGACUCGGUGGCGGGUGAUAAUGUUGGGUUGUAUUCGAAUUUGGAUGAGCUCUAUGUGUUCAAUCCCAUGGCUAUUUUGCCUUGCUUUGUUGUUAUCUAUGGCGGAUUCUAGUUUACAGGAAGGAAGGAAAUUUUCCAAUCAAAAUGCAGAU